AUGGUCUCCACGAUUUGUAUCCCGUUUAUUACAUUACAAAUAGUGCUCAAGGUUUAUGAUGGCCUCGAUGAUAUGAGCAUGCAAAGUCGCUUUUUUCCAAUUUUGGACAUUCGCAAAAAUUCGUCACAUAUCGUUAAUAACGAUAGGAUGAAACUUCUACUUGUCACUCUUCUCUUUUCACUAGCUAUCACCAACACUAUAGCCCAAUGGGUUUUCGGCCCGAUGCCACCGCCGCCACCGCCGCCACCACCCGGACUCUUCUUUGGCCCGAGACCAAUGCCAGGGAUGUUCGCACCAGGGAUGUUUGGGCCGAGAGGCGGUUUCGGCGGAGGAUUCGGAGGACGAGGUGGUAUGGGUGGCCGCGGAGGACGU
Molecule: messenger RNA, 372 nt
Organism: Strongylus vulgaris
Lineage: Eukaryota; Metazoa; Nematoda; Chromadorea; Rhabditida; Strongylidae
Source: the annotation of a GenBank genome assembly